GGUACUCAGUUUUCAAAAGAGGAGUUCGAAGAGGUUGCAGUGCACACACCAUAGUCAGUUGGCAUGGGAACUUUUUACUCUGAUAAUAAGAUUAUGUUUUGUAUUAAUACUCGGAAAUUAUGUUAUGACUUAUGUUACGGUUUUUAUAAAUAUGGUUUUAGUAAUGUUUUAAAAGAAAUCUUUAGCAGUGAAUUUUGGGUCGUUUCAACAUGUAUGAGAAUCAUUCUCUUCAUCAGGUUGGAUGCAAAAUGGGUUGCACAUUCUGUGCAACUGGAAGUGUGGGAUUCAAGAGCAACCUCUCAACUGGAGAGAUUGUAGAACAAGUAGUACUUGCUUCUCGAUUAUCACCCAUUUGCAAUGUUGUUUCCAUGGGAAUGGGAGAGCCAUUAAACAACUACAUUGCUUUAGUUGAAGCAAUUCGAGUAAUGAUAGCAUUCCCUUUUCAGCUUUCACCCAAGAAAAUUACUGUCUCAACGGUUGGAAUAAUUCAUUCAAUAAACAAGCUUCAUGGUGACUUACAAAAUAUAAACCUAGUAGUGUCGCUUCGUGCACCAGUUCAGGAUAUUAGGUGUCAAAUAAUGCCUGCUGCAAAAGAUUUUCAUUGA
Messenger RNA from Lactuca saligna, 605 nucleotides. NCBI's taxonomy places the organism in Eukaryota, Viridiplantae, Streptophyta, Magnoliopsida, Asterales, Asteraceae. The record is from the annotation of a GenBank genome assembly.